Cotesia glomerata is the source of this 684-nucleotide messenger RNA. RefSeq lists its product as uncharacterized. Lineage: Eukaryota; Metazoa; Arthropoda; Insecta; Hymenoptera; Braconidae. The transcript has 4 exons. The coding region runs from base 73 to 576 and encodes 167 amino acids. The record is from RefSeq and is a predicted model, not a curated record. Gene Ontology annotation, biological process: maturation of SSU-rRNA from tricistronic rRNA transcript (SSU-rRNA, 5.8S rRNA, LSU-rRNA). Gene Ontology annotation, cellular component: nucleus.
AUUCUUAUUAUUUCUGUUUAUCAAUGUUCCAAUAGCAUUAACCUUAAAACUUAAAAAAUAACAAGUGUAAGCAUGGCUGAAACAAAACAGUUUUUUUCUAAUGCUACGCAACGAUUAUUUAGUAACUGGACAGCACUGCGGAUGGCUGUUGAACAUGGACAUGGAUCUCAAGACAAUGCCAGUGAAUUAAUAACUUACAUCACCAAUUUCAUUUACGACAAUGAGGACCUAUCGACCGAUGAAGUGGCUGAUGAACUAGCUGAUUACAUGUCUGAUGAAUUUAACCUCUCACUGGAAGAUGAUAGUGAAAAACAAAUUGCCAGCAAGUUGUUGGAGCUUUAUCAGUGUUGCUGCCAAAAUAUUGAACUAGCCCAGUCAACUGUAGAUAAAUUGCCAGAUUUAAAGCCGUGGAUUUUGUCACGAGAAGAAGUCCUAAUUCAAAGAAACCUAUCGCACAAUAGUAGCACAGUUGAACAAAAAAUGGAAACCGAUGAAGCUAGUGUUGCUGCAGGCAGUGACGAUGAAUGGACUACAGUUUCGAGGCGGAAAAAUGCCAGUAACACGGGUAAAUUCUAGUCCAACAUGAGCCGCAUAGUCAACAGCUAAUCCAGCGCACAUUAGUAUUAUAAUACUCGAUGAAAUUUCGACAGUCAAUCCUAAAUAAUACAAUGAUCCCAAUAGGUC